Molecule: messenger RNA, 650 nt
Organism: Phytomonas sp. EM1
Lineage: Eukaryota; Euglenozoa; Kinetoplastea; Trypanosomatida; Trypanosomatidae
Source: the annotation of a GenBank genome assembly
GAUCAUAAUCUUUCACUCAAAGCGGUUUAGUAAGGAUUCCACAUGACAGACGAUCAACAGGUUGCUGAUCAUGCAUUAGAUAUUGCUCCGGAGACGAUGGAUUCUCAUCUUUACUAUUUGCGCUACUACGCAGGCCACACGGGUAGGUACGGCAACGAGUUCCUAGAGUUUGAACUGAAGGAUGAUGGGACACUAAAAUACGCGAACAAUAGUCAGUAUCGAAAUGAAAAUAUCAUUAAAAAACAAGCUCGUGUAUCUCAAGCUGUCCUUGAGGAGGUGAAGUCAAUUAUUGUGAAGUCGGCAGUUUGCGAGAGUGAUGACGAGCAGUGGCCGCAGCCGGACCGCAACGGUCGGCAAGAGCUUGAAAUACAUCUUGGGAAUACGCAUAUUUCACUGGUAACUAACAAGAUGACCACUAUGCCCAACGAAGGCCCUGACAAACCUAAAGGUCUUUUCAAUUUUUACUGUUUCACACGAGAUGUGAAGGCACUUGUACUCUCACUUGUAUCUAUCCAUUUUAAGAUUAAAGCAGUCUAAUUGUCGAUGAGUUGCCAUGGGAACAUUAAGUCGUAUGGCGGUGGCGAGGGGAUGAGAGAAAAAUCUAGUCUCACAGAGGAACCUAUAUAUAUUAGAGUAAGAAUAAUAUGAAG